This is a messenger RNA of Darwinula stevensoni, 1820 nucleotides long. Lineage: Eukaryota; Metazoa; Arthropoda; Ostracoda; Podocopida; Darwinulidae. The record is from the annotation of a GenBank genome assembly.
AUGCAGACGUCACUUGCGGACGCGUUGGACUCGUGGGUGUCCGCGGAAGAAGCCGCGAAGGGGGAGGCCUUGAGGAUAAACCAAGAAAACUUGCUUCAGGAGACUGUGUUCUCCCAGAUGAGUGAGGCCCUGGGCAGCGACGACGUGAAGAGGCAGACCGGGUGUGCCAAAUUAUUGGCAGAGCUCCUCAAGUCUCAAAAUGCACGCGAGACGAUCCUAGAUCGCCGUCCGGACAUUCCCUCGCAGUUGUUGUCGUGCAUGAGCGCCGAGAAGGCCGAAUUGGCCGUGCAUUCCUGCAGGGCCUUGGCCAACCUCUGUUAUGAAUCCGAUGCUGGGAGAAGAACUGUUUUGGACCAUGGAGGGGGGGAGAAAGUCUUAGAUGUGUUGAGAAAGAGUCUCGGCUGCUCAUCUCCAGAUUCCAGGAUGCUUCGUAGUGCAGUUACGGGGUUCAUCCUCAAUCUCAUCAAUGACUAUGAGCCUUCUCAGAAUAAAGUUCUGGAACUUGGAGUUUUGGACAUUCUGCUGCAAUAUCUUUCUAUGCAUCAAGAUGAAGUGGACUCCACAAUACACAUCCUUACUGUCCUCUCUUGUGUGGCGGAUUCAGAAGAGGGGAGGGGUCUUUUGACUCGAAUGGAUCUCUUACAGCCCUUGUCACAAUUGCUUGCUGCUGCUGAAUCAGCGGAAGUGCUAGAAUUGUCAUUGGAACUUCUCAACUCAAUUUUAGACAAAGACUCUGAGGGCUUGGCAGAGACUAAAGCCAACAUUUGCAAAGCACUUAUCUCACUCCUGGAGCGUAUCCCUUCAUCAAAGCGAGAAGAGGAUCACUCUUGGCAGAAUGUCCUCAGUACCUCCUCUGAUCUUCUUGUACUUACCCUUAAUGAAGAUGAAUGUGCUGAGGUGCUGUAUCAGGAUGGAAUGGGGGAACAUUUCUUGAAGUUGAAGUCCUGGCUUGAUGUCCCAGGACUCCAGGCCACAGCUGCUCUAGCCAUGGCGAACUUCACACGAAAUGACAAGAGCAGCAUUGAGAUGCUGGAGAUGAGUGUGGGUCAGUCCAUUUUGAAGGUCCUGAAGUCUAUCAAGGCAGAUGAGCACGAUCUCCCUCUCCUUCAUGCUUGUCUUGGAACACUCAGGAACCUGGCAAUCCCUAAAGAAAACAAGAGGAAGCUGUGGGAUUAUGGACUACUUCAGGCCUUGCUUCCACUGAAGGACAUCCAGGCCUUUCCUGUUGUUUUCAAGCUGCUUGGAACACUUCGUCUUGCCAUCCAUGGUCAAAAGGAGGGAGCUAUGGCCCUGGGGAAGGAGAAUGGGUUGCUCCGGCAGGUGGUCUCUUGGGGGAAGCAGGACCAGCAUCCCGGUGUGCAAGCUGAAGCUUCCCGGCUCCUUGCUGCCAUCUUGCGCCAUUCCAUGGAGAAGGAGACAGCAGAGAGGCUGAAGGCCAUCCCAGGAGUGUUUGAGGUCCUGCUGGAAAUGGUGGAAUCAGAGCAUGUGCUGAUGCAAGUGGAGGCCCUUGGGGCUUGCACCCUGGCUGCCACUUUUCUUGGUCCUGAGCUACCCCCUGAAUUCAUGCACACCUCCAACAGAGACAGACUCCAAGCUGUGCUCCUGGCAAGUGGCCGCCCCAGGGAGGUCACUGACAAUGUCCUUGCUUUCCUUGUGGCUCUCCUUAACAAAUCAAAAGAUCACCCUUUGAGCACUGAAGAUAAGGAGGCAUGGAAGGCAUCUCUUGAAGAGCCAUUGAAGGCCCUAUCCUCCUCUAUCCAUGCAGAGAAGGCUUCUCAACUCCUCACCUCUCUUUCAUUGAAUUGAUCAUCUUGUCAGGA